This is a messenger RNA of Cylindrotheca closterium, 894 nucleotides long. The record is from the annotation of a GenBank genome assembly. Lineage: Eukaryota; Bacillariophyta; Bacillariophyceae; Bacillariales; Bacillariaceae.
AUGUACCUCCCCAAAGGGUCUAAUCUAGUUCCAAGGUCACUCCAAGGUCCUGAAGGUGUCAAGCCGUGGAAGAAAAAGAUUGAUGCCAUCCUCAAGAUGUCAGCGCCUACGAAUGUAACAGAAUUGCGUGCAUUUCUUGGUGCUGUUACCUUUUACCGCCACAUGUGGCCGCGUCGAUCUCAUCUUCUCAAACCCCUCACGGAGCUCACAGGCAAAGGAAUGUUUGAAUGGACUGAUGAAUGCACCAAAGCUUUCGCUGAAAUGAAAGCUGUCAUGGCUAGCGAUAUAAUGAUGCGCUACCCCAAUCCAAACAAACCCUUUCAAAUCUAUACUGAUGCGUCGGACUACCAAAUGGGCGCUGUGAUCAUGCAAGAAGGUAAACCAGUCGCCUACUGGAGUCGUAAGCUCAAUGCUGCACAACGCAAUUACUCUGUGAUGGAAAAAGAAAUGUUGGCUGUUGUACAUUGUUUGAAGGAAUUUCGGUCUAUGCCAUCUGUAGGGAAGAGUCCAAAUAAGGGCAAAUUGAUUGCGUUUAAUAAAUUAAAGGUUUCUGUUGAUCCCGAAGACAAAAUCUACACGUUUGAAGAUAAUGUUCUUGUAAAAGAAAAUGAUUUGAUUGCGCCACCAACAGAAGCCGAUUUCAGUAGUACUUUUCGAUGUCAGUUCUCCUGUUGCCGAGAUGGAGAUAUUCAUGAACAUCUGACCAUUGACGACAUUGAAAUGGAAGAGUCCUUUUUGAAUCAUCCUCCUCUACAAGCGAUGCCGAACUCAAUCACAAUGCCAAACAUUCAACAACAUCAAACUCAAGAUCAAUUGCUCAUGCAACGAGCUCAACGCGAUGCACAGCACUAUCAGAUCGAGACAAUUGACGAGCGACUCAUCAUCACCUAUUGA